AUGAAAUUCGGUUUGCAAAGUUUGCGGCAGUUUUGUAAGACUGCGGCGGAAGCAGGUACGGCGGUCGUGUUGAAUGGCGCGAAGACGGACGUGAAGGGCGUAUACUUCCAUGCGUCGUUUUCAGAUGUGGCAAUGAAGACGGCUGUGUUGCAGUCCAUGACUGUGCACGCGGACUUCCUGACGACUGCUGAAGAGGCGGCACUGGUGGAGGAGGUUUCGCCGCGGCUGAAGCGGAUGGUGUACGAGACGGAGCACUGGGACGCCGUUAUCCAUGCGUUCAAAGAAACCGAGUGGCCCGAAUGGAGAAACAAAGCAAAUCUCGCUGUGAUUGACAAGGUGCGAAAGACGGCGUUCUUAGGGAGCAAGAGCCGAGUGGUGAACUCCGUGCACGUGCUCGAGUUGCGUCGUGACGGCUUCAUACAGCCGCACGUGGACAGCGUGCGGUUCUGCGGCGAGACCGUCGCCGGACUCUGCUGUUUAUCCGCGUCCGUCAUGCGCUUCCGCCACGAGCUGCGUCCCGAACUCGUCGUCGACUUCCUGUUGCCCCAGCGCAGCCUGUACGUCAUGCAGGGCGUUUCGCGCUACGAAUUCACGCAUGAGAUUCUCAAAGAGACUGAGUCACGGCUCGGGGACGAGUACGUGCCGAGGGAUCGCAGGAUCGCCAUCAUCUGCCGCGAACCACCGCAGCCCGAAGCUGCAACCGAAUAA
Molecule: messenger RNA, 708 nt
Organism: Notodromas monacha
Lineage: Eukaryota; Metazoa; Arthropoda; Ostracoda; Podocopida; Cyprididae
Source: the annotation of a GenBank genome assembly